AUGACCAACAGGUGGAUCCUCCAAGCUGCAUUCCUGCUAGGGUUUCUCUCCAUAGCCCUGUCCAUCAACUACGAGGACCUUGAGCACAGACAAAGCAGCAGCAAUUCAGUAUGUCUGGAGCUUCUGAAACAGCUGGAUGGACAGAACUGCCUUGGCCACAGAAUAAACUUCAAGAUCCCUAUGGGGGUGAAGCGCCCAGGACAGAUGGAGAAGAAAGACGCUGCCUUCGUCAUCCAAGAGAUGCUUCAGAAUAUCUUCAAUGUCUUCAAAAACAAUUCCUCCAGCACUGGGUGGAAUGAGAACAUCGUUGAAAGCUUCUUGGGUGAACUCCGUGAUCAGAUAGACUUUCUGAACAAAAUCCUAGAGGAAGUGCCAGCGAAUGAAAGAUGGACCCCGAGCAACUUCCCAACCAUUCUACGUUUGAAGAGCUAUUACAGGAGGGUGCAAAGCUUCCUUGAAGUCAAGGGGUACAGCAGCUGCGCCUGGAUGGUGGUCCGAGCAGAAAUCCUCAGUAACUUUUCCAUCAUCAGAAGACUUACUGAUAUAUUCCAGAACUGA
Messenger RNA from Chionomys nivalis (European snow vole), 558 nucleotides. It is a transcript of the gene Ifnb1, whose product is annotated as interferon beta 1. The transcript has a single exon. Lineage: Eukaryota; Metazoa; Chordata; Mammalia; Rodentia; Cricetidae. Gene Ontology annotation, cellular component: extracellular region. Gene Ontology annotation, biological process: humoral immune response; B cell differentiation; B cell proliferation. Bases 1 to 558 code for a protein of 185 amino acids. The record is from RefSeq and is a predicted model, not a curated record. Gene Ontology annotation, molecular function: type I interferon receptor binding; cytokine activity.